AGGCUUUUUUUUUUGGAUGCUGGGGUGGAGCCCAUGCUAGGCAAAGGCUUCUCCUAUAGAGCUGCACUCUCAGUCUUGCUUUCUCCAUUGUGCAUUUGUGGGAGUUUGGCCUUCUUUGCAUAGUCUCUUGUUUUGUGUGUUGCAAGUGUUUUGUCACAAUCUAGCAUUUCUUUUUCAACUUGGACUACAAUGCUUUUAUCCCGCGGAAAGUUGGAGAGAGCUCACCUGGGCUGGUGCUCCAGGCCAGGUGUCCUGGCCAACUGCACGGUUUUGCUUCCCAGUCUCCCAGCUGAACCCAGAGCUCCCUGCCCGGCGGUACACAGAGGCUCCUCUUGCUGUCCUGCGUGCCUGGCGAGGCUUUAUCUAAUGGGAUGAACCUGGUAAGGAGAUUAGCAAGACGUCCUGAGGGUCCCACUUUUAAUCUGCAGGGCUCACCUGUCCCUGAUCGGCCGGGAAGGGAGCUGCUCAAUCCACACGGCUCCGGCUCCUGCUCCUGCUGAGCUCCCGGGGUCCCGGGUGGGGGCCCGACAUGGACACCCCCGAGAGGAGCCCCCUGCAGAGCUGGCCGAGUGUUCCCUUCCCUCUGCCCUGAGUGUUCAGCCCCCGAGGGGCCCUGGUCGGGAGGGGAGCUGCGCUGUGCGACUCUGCUGGACCACACGGGGCGAGCAUGGCGCUACUCAAAGUCAAGUUCGAUCAGAAGAAGCGGGUCAAGUUGGCACAGGGGCUCUGGCUCAUGAACUGGCUCUCCGUGUUGGCUGGCAUCAUCCUCUUCAGCCUGGGGCUCUUUCUGAAGAUCGAGCUCCGGAAGAGGAGCGAAGUGAUGAACGACGCUGAGAGCCACGUCGUGCCCAACUCCUUGAUAGGGGUGGGAGCGCUGUCCUGUGUCUUCAACUCCCUGGCUGGCAAGAUUUGCUACGACGCCCUGGAUCCGGCCAAGUUCGCCAAGUGGAGGUUCUGGCUGAAGCCCUAUCUGGCCGUCUGUGUCCUCUUCAACCUCGUCGUCUUCUUUGUGGCCCUCUGCUGCUUCCUGCUGCAGGGCUCCCUGGAGAGCACGCUGGCCCAGGGGCUCAGGAGUGGCAUGAAAUACUAUCGCGACACAGACACGCCGGGCCGCUGCUUCAUGAAGAGGACCAUCGACCUGCUGCAGAUCGAGUUCCAGUGCUGCGGCAACAACGGCUUCCGGGACUGGUUCGAGAUUCAGUGGAUCAGCAACCGCUACCUCGACUUUUCCUCCAAGGAAGUCAAAGACCGCAUCAAGAGCAACGUGGACGGGCGGUACCUGGUGGACGGCGUGCCCUUCAGCUGCUGCAACCCCAGCUCACCGCGGCCCUGCAUCCAGUACCAGCUCACCAACAACUCUGCACACUACAGCUACGACCACCAGACGGAGGAGCUCAACCUGUGGCAGAGUGGCUGUCGGGACGCCCUGCUGGGCUACUACGGCAGCCUCAUGAGCUCCAUGGGCACCGCCGCGCUGCUCGUGUGGCUCUUCGAGGUGGCCAUCACGGUUGGGCUUCGCUACCUGCACACAGCGCUGGAGGGCCUGUGCAACCCCGAGGACCCAGACUGUGAGAGCGAAGGCUGGCUGCUGGAGAAGAGCGUGCCUGAGACCUGGAAGGCUUUCCUGGAGAGCCUGAAAAAUCUGGGCAAGGGCAACCAGGUGGAAGCCACAGGUGCGGGCCAGGCCGCCGAGGCCAGCUGAUGGGGCCUGUCCCUUCCCAAACACUGAGUAGAGGACUCCGGGCAACCACACAUCUGACUCCCUCACGGCUGCCGCUCGACCUCAUGAUCUCUUCUUGGGGGUGCAAUGUAAAGUUUUAGGGUCCCUUGAAGAAUGUGGCAAACGCCUGUUGGUGACAGGACUCCCAGUGCGAAUGAAUGAGGCGCGACUCUCUCAGGACGCACCUUCCUCCGGGGACCCUCACACCACGGCCACGCCUAAGGGCCGCCUCCCUCUAGCGUUGGCUGCUGUGAACGCCACGUUGCUUCAUUAUUAGCAACAUCCAAAACGUGUGCUUCACGCAGAAGCACAGGAGUCUGAGAAAGCUAACAGCCAGCAGCAGUCUUGCUAACCCCAAGGCGGACAGGCCGGUCGCUGUGUUCGCUUUAGGCCAGAAGGCAGGGACAGACAAACUUCUCUGGGAGUAACUGGUUCUGUGCUCUCCACAGGAAGGGUGUAGUCACGGCUCAGAACAGUAUCAAGAUGGGAUUAGUCCCCCCACCGAGCACACAGUGGAAGGGCUGUGCUCUCAGGCACUUGGCUGGCGCUUGUCCCAGCCACCACACCCGCCCUCAGGUAUGGACGACAGCCUGUGACCGACCAGACAGGAGUGCACCCUGUGGAGGCCAGGCCUCCCCUCCUGGUGGGGCCGGGGACACCUGCAUGGGUGGCUGUCACAAUCCCCAUGGACAGCAGUCUACAGUGGCAGGCAUGGGGUCCUCUGGGAGCUUAUCCCUUUCUCCCCAGAUCUCCAUUCUGCAUCAGGCUUUCUUUUUUUUGGUGGUGGUGCUGGUGAUAUUGAGGAGUGAACCCAGGGCCUCACACAUGA
This is a messenger RNA of Fukomys damarensis (Damara mole-rat), 2549 nucleotides long. RefSeq names its product peripherin 2 (gene Prph2). Gene Ontology annotation, cellular component: membrane. The record is from RefSeq and is a predicted model, not a curated record. Lineage: Eukaryota; Metazoa; Chordata; Mammalia; Rodentia; Bathyergidae. Gene Ontology annotation, biological process: visual perception. The transcript has 3 exons. The coding region runs from base 668 to 1702 and encodes 344 amino acids.